CUUGAUUUCAUUUUCUUUCUCUUUCCCCUGCUUUUCGCCCCUUCCUUUCUUUAAUGGGGGAGGAAUCGGUACUAAUUAAAAAUAGAAACUUUAUGUGGGCGCCUGACUGAGCCUCAGCUAAUAAAAUCGCGGGUUCAUGCUAAUUAUAGCUGUGAUCCAAGCUCCCUCCCUCUCUCUCAUCAUCCACAUUGGAAACUGUACUCGACUCCUCCCAAAAUUUUUUUUUCUUUUUGUUAAAAGUAUGUUUUUUUUUAUCACUGCUCUGUUCCUCUGUCUUGUGAGUGUUGAUUGGAUGGAGCCGGAGGGAGAUUCAUCAAAGGAGAGGCAAAGAAAAGCGAAAUAAAAAGAUGGGUGAGUUCGAUUUGAGUGGUCCCUUCAAGUAUAGUCUUGUGAGAGGAGGGGGACAAAGAAGGCGGUGAUCGAGGUUUUGGUCCGGAUAAACUGUGUCGGAGGGUUUUUGUUUUUGUCGUUCAAAAAGGUGUUUCCUUCGCUUCCUGGGAUUCUUCAAAUUCCCAAGCUCUUCUUGAAGCUGCUCUCUUUUGGCUACCGUUCUGUUGGGAGUGGAAGACUUGAGAAGGAAAAUCUUUCUGCUCUUACUGGGCUUCCUUCUCAGAGUUUACCAAGAACAUAUUGGUAUGAGUGUGUUAUCCAUUUGCCAAAUCCGACUGGAGUUUGGGCAGAGCAGAUUCAUACGGCCAUCUGAAUCAGGAUUUAUCAGUUCUUGGAGUUAGUUAUAUUUUUGUGCCCUGAACAGAUUUGAUCGAAGAUGUCUUCUUCAAGACCCAGCCAAUCAUCCAGCAACUCAGCAAGGUCGAGGCAUAGCGCGAGGAUAAUUGCUCAAACCACUGUAGAUGCUAAGCUGCAUGCUGAUUUCGAGGAGUCUGGUAGUUCCUUUGACUAUUCAAGCUCAGUGCGGGCAAUGGGCGCCCCAAGUGGAGAUCAGCGACCAAGAUCCGACAAAGUAACAACGGCUUACCUCCAUCAGAUACAGAAAGGGAAGACGAUCCAGCCAUUCGGUUGCCUUUUAGCAUUGGACGAAAAAACUUUCAAGGUCAUUGCGUACAGUGAGAAUGCGCCUGAGAUGCUGACCAUGGUGAGCCACGCAGUUCCGAGCGUUGGGGAGCAGCCGGUCCUCGGGAUUGGGACUGACGUCAGGACCAUAUUUACUGCACCCAGCGCCUCUGCUCUCCAUAAGGUCUUUGGAUUUGCUGAUGUUUCUCUAUUGAAUCCCAUCUUAGUCCAUUGUAAAACUUCUGGAAAGCCCUUCUAUGGAAUUGUCCAUAGAGUGACCGGUAGCAUAAUCAUUGAUUUUGAACCUGUGAAGCCUUAUGAAGUCCCUAUGACGGCCGCUGGAGCCUUGCAGUCAUAUAAGCUUGCGGCUAAAGCCAUUGCACGCUUGCAGUCUUUGCCUAGUGGGAGCAUGGAAAGGCUUUGUGACACGAUGGUUCAGGAAGUCUUUGAACUAACGGGUUACGACAGGGCUAUGGCAUAUAAGUUCCAUGAUGAUGAUCACGGCGAAGUAGUCUCGGAGAUGACAAAGCCAGGCCUGGAGCCAUAUCUGGGUCUGCAUUAUCCUGCCACGGAUAUUCCUCAAGCUGCACGGUUUCUGUUCAUGAAGAAUAAGGUCCGCAUGAUUGUUGAUUGCCGGGCAAAACACGUGAAGGUGCUUCAGGAUGAGAAUCUUCCCUUUGAUCUCACCUUGUGCGGUUCGACCAUGAGGGCCCCACACACUUGUCAUUUACAGUACAUGGAAAACAUGAACUCUAUUGCUUCUCUGGUUAUGGCAGUUGUCAUCAAUGAGGAUAACGAAGAAGUCCACGACCCCAACUCUGUGCAGCCUCAAAAGAGAAAGAGACUUUGGGGUUUAGUAGUUUGCCAUAACACAACUCCAAGGUUUGUUCCAUUCCCACUUCGAUAUGCCUGUGAGUUUCUUGCCCAAGUGUUUGCUAUCCAUGUCAACAAGGAGCUUGAGCUAGAAAAUCAAAUGGUCGAGAAAAAUAUCUUGCGAACCCAGACGCUCUUGUGCGAUAUGCUGAUGCGUGAUGCGCCUCUAGGCAUUGUGUCUCAGACCCCAAAUGUGAUGGACCUUGUUCGAUGCGAUGGUGCUGCCCUUCUGUAUAAAAGCAAGUCAUAUAAGCUGGGAGUAAGUCCGGACGAUGAACAUUUGCAUGGCAUUGCAUCGUGGUUGUCCGAGUACCAUAUGGAUUCCACGGGAUUGAGUACAGAUAGCUUGUAUGAUGCGGGAUUCCCAGGGGCUCUUGCUGUUGGCGACAUUGUGUGUGGGAUGGCUGCUGUGAGAAUAAGCGCAAAGGACAUGAUUUUCUGGUUCCGCUCACCAACUGCGUCUGAAAUUCGUUGGGGUGGAGCGAAGCAUGACCCUGAUGAGAAGGAUGAUAAUAGGAAAAUGCAUCCAAGGUCAUCCUUCAAGGCUUUUCUUGAAGUAGUCAAGACAAGGAGUUUACCUUGGAAAGACUUUGAGAUGGACGCAAUCCACUCGCUGCAGCUUAUCUUGAGGAACGCCUUGAAAGAAAAUGAAGCGAUUGACAUGAACACCUCAACCAUCCAUACGAGGCUUAAUGACCUUAAAAUUCAAGGGAUUCAAGAAUUGGAAGCAGUGACAAGUGAGAUGGUCCGUCUGAUUGAAACAGCCACAGUUCCGAUACUGGCUGUCGAUGCUGAUGGGCUGGUUAACGGUUGGAAUACAAAAAUCGCUGAGCUAACUGGUCUGUCUGUUGAGAAAGCAUUAGGGAAGCAUUUGCUCACACUGGUGGACGAUUCUUCUGUCGAUAUAGUGAAGAAAAUGUUACACUUGGCAUUACAUGGCAAGGAAGAGAAGAAUAUCCAGUUUGAGAUUAAAACACAUGAUUCUAGAGCGGACUCUGGGCCAAUCAGCUUAAUUGCGAAUGCCUGCGCUAGCAGGGACAUUCAAGAGAAUGUCGUGGGUGUGUGUUUCGUCGCUCAGGACAUUACUGGUCAGAAAAUGGUAAUGGACAAGUUCACUCGAAUCGAAGGUGAGUAUAAAGCGAUUGUGCAAAAUCCGAACCCCUUGAUACCCCCGAUUUUUGGAACAGAUGAAUUCGGCUGGUGCUCUGAGUGGAAUUCAGCUAUGGAAAAAUUGACUGGGUGGAAACGGGAAGAAAUGAUAGAUAAAAUGCUAUUGGGGGAGGUUUUCGGGAUGCACACGGCUUGCUGUCGUCUCAAGAAUCAAGAAGCUUUUAUUAAUCUUAGUGUAGUGCUUAAUAGUGCUAUGACUGGCAAAGAGCCGGAGAAGGUUCCGUUUGGUUUCUUUGCUCGGGGUGGGAAGUUUGUGGACUGCCUACUGUGCGUGAGUAAGAAAUUUGACGGAGAGGGUUCGGUGACUGGAAUUUUUUGCUUCUUGCAGCUCGCAAGCCAAGAGCUGCAGCAGGCGCUUCAUCUCCAACGGUUAACUGAAAAAACUUCCUUGAAGAGGUUAAAACAAUUAGCUUACAUCAAAAGGCAGAUUCGAAACCCUCUCUCGGGGAUAAUAUUUUCUCACAAAAUUCUGGAGGGUACUGAGUUAGGACAUGAACAGAAGCUGUUGCUACAUACCAGUGCUCAAUGCCAAAGCCAGCUGGGCAAGAUCCUUGAUGACUCAGAUCUGGAUAGCAUCACUGACGGAUACUUGGAAUUGGAAAUGGUCGAGUUUACUCUCCAUCAAGUCUUGGUGGCUUCCAUGAGUCAAGUCAUGAUAAAGAGCAAUGGAAAGGGUGUACGAAUCGUCAAUAAUGCACCGGAAGAAGCCAUGACCGAAACUUUAUACGGGGAUAGUGUCAGGCUUCAACAGGUCUUAGCUGAUUUCUUGUCGAUAUCGGUUAACUACACCCCGGCAGGAAGCCAACUUCUUAUUGCAGCUCGUUUGACCAAAGAUCACUUGGGAGAAUCUGUUCAACUUGCACACCUGGAGCUAAGAUUGACCUACCCUGGUGGUGGGAUACCGGAAGCGCUGCUGAACCAGAUGUUUGAAAAUGAUGGAGAGAUAACUGAGGAAGGCAUCAGCCUGCUUAUCAGCAGAAAGUUGGUGAAGCUAAUGAGCGGAGAUGUGCAGUACCUGAGGGAAGCCGGAAAAUCCACCUUCAUCAUAUCCGUCGAACUCGCUGUAGCUAAUAAGUCGGGUCUAGCUUGAAGGGAAAAAGUAAGACUUGCGAUCGCUCUGUACAGCUGAACGAGAGUACGCGUCGUGUCAUGUACCGUGUCAUCUAGUGAAGGUUUAUUUGACUUGUUUUCUCCAGCCUGUUGCAAGUGAAUUAAAGGCUUUUCGACUCUGAUGUCCUUUUCUCUUCUAAGAGUUAUCUAAGGUUUAUCAGGAAAACCCUGUGUAAGGCUAGGUUUGUGGUUUCCGGUUUUGUUGCUGAGAGGAAAGAAGGGAAGGGGAUGUCUAAGGGUUGACUAUUGUAAAACACUGUUCUCGUUAAUGUUAAUAGUUUGCUUGUGAAA
Rhodamnia argentea is the source of this 4455-nucleotide messenger RNA. RefSeq names its product phytochrome A. Lineage: Eukaryota; Viridiplantae; Streptophyta; Magnoliopsida; Myrtales; Myrtaceae. The record is from RefSeq and is a predicted model, not a curated record. The coding region runs from base 767 to 4144 and encodes 1125 amino acids. The transcript is spliced from 6 exons. Gene Ontology annotation, cellular component: nucleus. Gene Ontology annotation, biological process: protein-tetrapyrrole linkage; regulation of DNA-templated transcription; red, far-red light phototransduction. Gene Ontology annotation, molecular function: protein homodimerization activity; photoreceptor activity; phosphorelay sensor kinase activity.